GGCUACGAGACAGUUGGAACUACUUGUGCUAUCUGCCCGCCAGGAAAGUUUUCAGACAGUUUGAAUGCUUCUCAGUGUCUUCUCUGUCCACCCGGAAACUACAGCUCUCAACCAGGAAGCACCAAGUGCGAUCCUUGUCCAGGCAAUACGUACAGCUCGGCAGGCCAAACCUCUAUAUCAGCGUGCAGUUGCAAUACCGGCUUUUCUGGCUUUGACCUCCAAACGUGCUUGCAGUGUGGGGUAGGCAAGUACAAGGCGUUUGUUGGGUUCGGAAAUUGUUCCUCAUGUCCUCCCGGCACCUUCAGCGAUGCUCUCGCUGCAACCAAUGUGUCGUCGUCAUCUUUCUGCAUCCAGUGCGCCAUCGGGUUCUACACGGAUGAACCUGGUCAGCUCUGCCGCCCCUGUGAGGCUGGAUACUUUUCGAUGCCUGGCGACUCGACGUGCACGGGAUGUCCUGCAGGAACGGCAAAGUCAGUGACGGGGAACGGCAUGUGCUCGCCCUGCCGUGCGGGCACAUGGUCGCAAGCGAACGCGAGCCACUGCAAAGCUUGUUCUGUCGGCACCUUCUCAACGUACGGAGCAUCAAUCUGCCAGAUGUGUUCUAACGGGAAGUACACCAACGUCACAGGUAUGGCAACUCGUGUUGUAGUGUCCUGCCAGGACUGUCCGGCGGGAAGCUAUAGUAUGACUUCGUUCACCUUGGGCUCGAUCAAUUGCUCGGAUUGUCCGCAGGGAACAUUCAGGAGUGACCUAGGCAGCAAAUACUGCAGUCCUUGUCCCCCGGGGACCUCAGGGUUGGAGCUCGGUGCCAGCCAGUGCCCAGCUUGUCCCGCUGGAACUUUUUCACCUGGCAACACGUUCGAGUGCGCUGGAUGCCCGGCCGGAACUUUUUCUACGCAGAAUUCCUCCGUCUGUUCCUUUUGCCCGCUGGGGAAGUUUUCAGACCAGGUGAACAGGACCUCCUCCUCUGACUGCUCGCCUUGCGAGGCGGGAACAUCGUCGGACUCCCUUUUUCAGUCAUGUGUCAACUGCCCAGCAGGAGAGUACUCCUCUGCUCAGACAGAGUUUGUCUGCACUGCUUGCCCGGCGGGAAAGGUCUCCCUGUUCCCCGGCACACAGUCGGCGCAAGGCUGCGUCCCCUGUAACGCGAGCACAUACGCGGUUGCUGGCAGCUCGACCUGCACAGCAUGCCCCGACGGCACGUUCUCU
This is a messenger RNA of Guillardia theta CCMP2712, 1209 nucleotides long. RefSeq lists its product as hypothetical. The annotation marks the transcript as partial. The transcript is spliced from 4 exons. NCBI's taxonomy places the organism in Eukaryota, Cryptophyceae, Pyrenomonadales, Geminigeraceae. Gene Ontology annotation, molecular function: protein binding. The record is from RefSeq and is a predicted model, not a curated record.